AUGGAAAGUCCCCAGAAAAAGUCGACCUCCAGAGUCAUUGAGAGGCUCCAGACAGAGAUAGACGAGUUGAAGAACGAGGUGGAGGAGCUUCGGUUUUCCAACCAGUCGUUUAAGAAGAAGAAUGAGCUUUUGACGAAGAAGAACGAGUCGUUUGUGGACCAGCUCGCCAAUGCUAAGCAUGAGAAUGAUAUGGUGGGAGCCUUGUUGAAGAGAAAGGAGCGCCGAAUCACUGACUUGGAGGAAGAGUUUAACGAUGUGCAUUCUUCCAACGAGAACUUGAAGCUUUCCAAUAAGAACUUGAAGAUCAGAUGUGACAAUUUGCAAGAGUCGCUGUCGUUGUCUACGGCAGAGCACGAGCGCUUAAAGAUAGCGUACGACGCCUUGAUUGCAUCUCAGAACGAGUAUAAGCGUCAUUACCAGCAGGAAGUGGAUGGAAUUUACCGCAUGUUUGACAACUACAAGAAAGAACUGGCAAAGACAAUCGACGAUUUGUCCGCCAAGUUGGAUAACAACGACAAGGAUUACGAUGCCUUGCUCGAGAGUCUCAUGUCGAAACGUAAGUCCAUGGAUAACAUUAAUGUUAAUAAGAAUAAGGCCAUUUUGCAGCUUUUGGUUUCGUUGGCCAAGGCUGCCAAAGCUCAUGGCGAGGAAUCAAAGGAGAUCUUGCUGGAGAACAUGCAAGUGGUCACAUCGCUUGUUGAGAAGCAUCCCGACUUGAAAGAUAAAUUAAAGGAGCGUGAGCAGGUUGAUGUUGACAUAGAGGGCAUUUUGCUGAACGCUAGUGAAAAUUUGAACACCACCUUCAGCGAGUUGGAUAUCGAGAGUGCUAACCGUUCUUCAGGACAACGUAAUACGUCUCUGAGAAGAAGAAGAAACAACAAUAGCAACAGCAACAAGAGGAACCUGAUGAGAUUAGAAUCCCCAGACCUCGAAAACUCGAGCCCUCUUCCUAGGCAACGCUUCAACCUGGCUGGCGGUAACCGUAACACGAGUUCUUCAGGCAAUAACUCCCAUAGCCGGUCAGGCAGCAGAGGCAACAGAAAUUCACAGGUCUUCCUCGGUGAAAACAAUUCCCAGCCAACGUCUAACAAAAACAAGAGAAGGCUGUUCUACGGCGGCAGCAGUAACUUCAACAGCGCUGGUUUCAACAACGAGAGAAAACCUCUGAGAAAGAUCAGCUCCGAGCCUGCCAGGGCUUAA
Molecule: messenger RNA, 1200 nt
Organism: Candidozyma haemuli
Lineage: Eukaryota; Fungi; Ascomycota; Pichiomycetes; Serinales; Metschnikowiaceae
Gene: SHE3
Product: She3p
Exons: 1
Coding region: 1-1200 (399 amino acids)
Biological process (GO): endoplasmic reticulum inheritance; mRNA transport
Source: RefSeq, a predicted model, not a curated record